UUUGUUUUGAAAAGUGGUCAAUCGGGUGGUCGUCAGAAGCAGCGGUGUCUCGCUUCACGCCACCGCGGCCCCUUCGCUUUGGCUGCAGUGAUGAUGAGAUCCACACAACAAACACAGCGCAGGCAGUUUCGUGAAUGCGCGUAGAGCACUUUAAACGCACAGCUUUCUAAACAACGCCUUAAACAUUUGUUGCCGUUUGUUUUCUAUCUACCCAUGUGAAAAUCGACCCUGGUAAGUCGCGUAUGUUAGUCUAUGAAAGAGAAAAAAGGAGAGAUAAAAUAAAGAGAGAGAGGUAGGCCACUACUUUGACACACUGUGGGGAUAACGUUAACACAUAUUUACAUCACAUCUAUAUUGUGUAUAUGUUGGUGUAUCUCAUAUCUGUGAAUAUCCUCGCAUCGAAACAAUGUCACCUGGAAACACGAAUGCAGCAGGCACAAGUUAAGGAGAUCAUACCGGAAUACUAAGCCAGGACGAAGUGAAACACAGUAGGGCUGCCCAGAAAGGUCACAACCAUGUUGGAGGAAGACAUGGAAGUGGCCAUCAAGGUGGUGGUGGUGGGGAACGGAGCAGUCGGGAAGUCAAGUAUGAUUCAGCGAUACUGCAAAGGCAUCUUCACUAAGGACUACAAGAAGACCAUUGGGGUUGAUUUUCUGGAACGACAGAUAAUAGUUAAUGGUGAAGAUGUGAGAUUGAUGCUGUGGGACACUGCUGGACAGGAGGAGUUUGAUGCAAUAACCAAGGCUUAUUACAGAGGAGCUCAGGCCUGUGUCCUGGUGUUCUCAACUACAGACAGGGAAUCAUUUGAGGCCAUCAGCAGCUGGCGAGAGAAAGUCGAGAUGGAGGUUGGGGACAUUCCUACAGUCCUGGUGCAAAACAAAAUUGAUCUGCUCGAUGACACGGUUAUCAAAAAUGAAGAGGCUGAAGGUCUUGCCAAGAGGCUGAAGUUGAGAUUUUAUCGGACAUCAGUGAAAGAAGAUCUUAACGUUAAUGAAGUUUUUAAGUAUCUAGCUGACAAAUAUCUGCAACGACUCAAGCAAAAAACAGCUGAGGAGACAGAGGUGAUCCAUACAUCCAGCAAUAAAAUAGGUGUUUUCAACACUACCGGUGGUGGCCACUUGAAUCAUUCCAGUGAUCUCAACGGCCGUGAGGUCGUAAACCUGCGACCGAACAAACAGAGGACCAAGAAGACAAAACAUCCUUUCGGUAGCUGCCGAUUGCUUUAAAAAGAUUUUCGGUACGACUCCACUGCCUGGCUUGAAUUGAUGAACACUAAUUCAUGUAUAAAAAUUCACUCUUAACGUCCAAAGCAGAUCUGUCUGUGUUCUGUGGUCACAUCUGUCGAUUUCAUACUGUACGUGUCAUCGACUGCAGUUGACUCUCUUGUCUUAUCAUCUCACUUGAAAAGGCUGAAGAUUUAGGAUGUACAGCCCUCUGGUGGCAAAAUUAGAUGUUAACUUCUCCAUUUCACCAAAUAGAAUAGCCAUAGUUGAAUUAAACAGGUAGUCUGACUCAAACUCACACGCUUAGAUUAGUUGUUACGCCUCUGGUCCUGCUCAACAAAUAAAUGACGUUUAAUUUUGGUGCAAGAAUUAAGCAGGCAGACUGAAAGAGAUUUCCUGGUAUAUUAUUAAGUAGGUGUUUGACUAUUAAAAGUGAAUUUAACCGAACCUAUUUUUAUACAAAAAACUAAAAUGUUACACCUGUUUGGUCACUCCCUAUCCUCGCAUUUAAACAACUCAAUAUUUAAAGUGAUGGUAUAUUUUCACAGUCAUAUAUUUUGUACGUUUCUAAGAUGCGCAUUGUGUCAUGUGGUUCACAGCAGGGUAAUGUUCAAAUUUUACACAGAUUACUUACAAAAGAAAGGCGAUUUACAUGACACACCAUUUGUGCAUUUCGACUGUUCAUUGUGCAGUACGUUUGAAUUGAUGGAGAUCCACAAUCUUUCAGUGAUAUUUAAUUGCUGUACCUUGAACAUCUUCACAAAUUUCAAUCUUUGUUCUUUUAGGUAUUUUCUAUACAAAUGUAGGAGAGUAAUAAUUUGCUUGAAUUCAUUACAUUAACACAGUGCCAAAAUGUUUCUAAACUCGAAAGUGUAAAUAGUGUUAGUAUAUCGUUGUCAGAUUUCUGAAAUAGUUUAACUGAAAUGGACAUCUUUGAAAAUGCAUUACAUAAACUCAUUUGAAACUUUUCUUAUUUUAAGACAAUACCAAAUGUAAACGAUAGAAAUUAAGGAGACGUUUGCAUCGGUCUGUCCAAUAUAUUUUCAUAAACAAACUGUUGUGUUGCUUACAUGUCAAAUAUAAUUUCAGACACAAGCUUAUUGCAUAUGUUAUAUUAGAUAAACAACUGGAAUUUAUUUAUUCUUAAUGUUUGGAAAGUAAAUACACAAACUUGCAUUACUUUCCACUUUCAAUAAGCACAGUUAAAAACACUAAAUAUUCCAAAAUUCACAUGCUGUAAGAGUAAUCUUGUGUUUAUUGCACUGAAACGAACUAAACUAGCCGUUCUCAGCCUUAACCACUAAAGCCAUUAAAAACAAACAAACAAAAGUUAACAUUAUAAGAAAAAAGUUAAUAUUCAGGUGGUUAUUGAAAAUAUUAAAUUAUGUGCUAAUACACUAUCUGUAUACACUAUCAAAGAAAUAAUAAUCAUAACUUCUUUAUAUAUAAAUGAACUGCAGUACGUAUGGUGCUUGUAAGGAGCAGUUUUCUAGGCCGGGUUUAUGUCUAGACCCCUGUCUUAACUAAAGACAUAUUUUAACAUAUAUCAGUGCCAUUGUUUUAUCUCAACAUGCAUACCAUUCAUUUUUUGUAAGGUGUUUGUAAAAACUACUCAUUGCUUAAUCUAAACCCCGCCCCUAAGUGAAUCAGCUGGUGGUACAGACAUGUCAAUCCAGAAAUGACCGUUCUUCUGGACAUAUUUUAUCUUAUAUAUAUAAUUCCAUUUGGCUUCAUCAUUGAUUGAUUGUAUUUAUACAUGAAACGCAUGCCUUGUAUCUGUUUGUAUGAAUGUGGUGUCAUGGUACUUUACCACAAUGACCUUCAUGUUUACAGCUCUCAUUUGCUUUCUUAUACAUAGUCGAUUUUCUCAUGAUCUGUUAUUUUUAUGUAGACGAUUAUGAAUUUUCACAUUUGCUGCGGAGGAAUGAUUCUAUAAUACUACAAUGAACUAAAAGCACUUUAUUAUCUGAUAUAAGUCAUUAUCAGUUUAUUGCUAUAGGGUUAUAAUCUACUGUUGUCUAAUAUCAGAACUGCUUCUACAUUUCCUCUUCUUACUGAUGUAUACUGUACAUGACUUCUAGUAAAUAUGUAAAUGGCAGCAUCAUCACAUCAGCAGCAGCAGCAGUGUCAUUUCACUUAAUGAUUAAAAGAUCUCAAGUCCUCAUCUGAUGGAUUAUUUUGUGUACCACACACUUCUAUAGGUGAUACUUUGCUGUGUUUUUGGUUGUCAAAGAGGAAAAUAAAGGAUCUAUUAUA
Messenger RNA from Misgurnus anguillicaudatus (oriental weatherfish), 3479 nucleotides. It is a transcript of the gene rab23, whose product is annotated as RAB23, member RAS oncogene family. Gene Ontology annotation, molecular function: GTPase activity; GTP binding. Lineage: Eukaryota; Metazoa; Chordata; Actinopteri; Cypriniformes; Cobitidae. The record is from RefSeq and is a predicted model, not a curated record.